ACAAAUAAGAAGAAGAGUGCUACACGAUGAGCAUCGACGAGGCAAAGGAGGGCGGCGGAGGCCCUGUCAUGUCUCCUCGCGCUUUUGCGCUUGCGCACCAGAGGGACAGGGGCAGCUUCGUGGGCUGCUCUAGGAUUGCCGACUAUGAAGUCCUGGGUAAACUGGGCGAGGGUACCUUUGGUGAGGUUCACCGCGCGAGGUCGAGGAAAACGGGCGCCCUGGUUGCACUCAAGAAGAUCAUCAUGCACAACGAGAGAGAUGGGUUCCCCAUCACUGCUCUUCGAGAAAUCAAGUUGCUCAAGCUUCUCUCGCACAAAAACGUCUUGCGCCUAGAGGAGAUGGCGAUUGAGCAUCCACCCAGAACCGACAAGCGAACAAGACCUAUCGUAUACAUGGUCACACCCUACAUGGACCACGAUUUAUCCGGCUUGCUCGAUAACCCGUCAGUUCGCUUCACAGAACCACAAGUCAAAUGUUACUUGCUGCAGUUGCUAGAAGGUCUCAAGUAUUUGCACGCGAACCACAUUCUGCACAGAGAUAUGAAGGCGGCCAAUCUUCUCAUCAACAACAAGGGUGUACUACAGAUUGCCGACUUUGGUCUAGCAAGGCAUUACGAGGGCGACAUUCCCCAACCCGGGAAGGGAAGUGGCGAGGGGAAGCGUGACUACACUAGCUUGGUGGUGACCAGAUGGUACCGCCCUCCCGAGCUUCUGAUGCAUCUCAAAAGGUAUACCACAGCGAUAGAUAUGUGGGGUGUUGGAUGCGUAUUCGCAGAGAUGCUGGAGGGAAAGCCAGUCCUACAGGGCGAAAGCGAUCUUCACCAGUUAGAGCUUGUUUGGGACCUCUGCGGAACACCAUCUGAGGAGACGAUGCCGGGAUGGAGGGCGUUACCCGGUGGCCAGGCAUUCUCGUCAAAGCCUAGGCCAGGAAAUCUGGCACGCAGAUUUGAGAAGCACGGGCCCGUGGUUAUUUCGCUGCUUAAGGAGCUGUUCAAGCUUGACUGGAGAUCACGCAUCAACGCGAUUGAUGCUCUCAACCACCCAUAUUUCCGGACUGCGCCACUACCAGCUCUACCUGGCGAUUUACCAACGUUCGAGGAGAGUCACGAAUUCGACAGGCGCAAGUUUCAAGACAGGAAAGCGGCAUUGCCACCUGCGCCUAAGGGAGGCACAGUGGGCCGCGGGGCUGUUGUUAAUAGCCAAGGCCCAGAUACCGGAUUUAGCGGUAGGGAUGGUUACGGCGGUGGUGGUCGUAAUGGGGCAAACGGCGGCAGAUACCCGCCAUACCACCGUGGUCCCCCACCAGGCGACGAGCGAGUUCCCUCGUGGCAUAGUGCACGGGGAUUGCCUCCACGACCUCCGAUGCCCGCAGACUACCAUGGCAGCGGGCCGAUGGACCACACCGAUGGGUACCGUGACCGUCCACCACGUAGAGGUCCCGGUGGACCGCCCGGAGGGGGAGGUGGUCCGAGCAACGUAGACACUUACAUCCCCAGCUACGACCGCGACGGACCCGCGCCGCGCCGAGAGGACUGGCGCCGCCGUGAUGACUGGGAUGACAGACGAGGUGGAGUGGACCGGGAUAGGAGACGGCCAGAAUAUGACGUUAGGAGCCGGGACAGCAGGACGAGGAGCCGAACACGCAGCAGAUCCCCAGUCCGUGACCGCGAUCGAGGUCGGGACCGCGAU
Messenger RNA from Neurospora tetrasperma FGSC 2508, 1688 nucleotides. RefSeq lists its product as uncharacterized. The record is from RefSeq and is a predicted model, not a curated record. Gene Ontology annotation, molecular function: cyclin-dependent protein serine/threonine kinase activity; ATP binding. The annotation marks the transcript as partial. Lineage: Eukaryota; Fungi; Ascomycota; Sordariomycetes; Sordariales; Sordariaceae. The transcript has 5 exons. Gene Ontology annotation, cellular component: nucleus. Gene Ontology annotation, biological process: protein phosphorylation.